GGAAUACACAAAUAAUAACAAUCGAUUGCCGUAAACAUAUGUAUUUAUUUUAUAUUUAAGUUGGUUCGUUUAAAAUUCAAGACCAUUUUUUUUAUUGUGGAACCUAAUUUUAAGAAGAAGUGGAAAAAGUUUUGAAAAAUGCCGCCAACAAGCAUCCUAAAGGAUAUAUCGAAACUAAAGCAUCCAAAUAGUAGAAAAACUAAACAGGCUGCCAAAAAAGCCAAAAGAUUCAAUAAUCGUACGAAAAUCAAGAUAGGCCAUGCGAUCAAAUCGAAUGUGAUGGGUGAAAGAUUUGCCUGGUUCACAGAUAAGUUGGAACAAUUUGGAGAGCAACCGUGCUUAACACCUUCACAAUUCACACAGGUCAUAGAACAAUACUUGAAUCGAUUCAGCGAUGAACUCGAAACAAUCAAUUUGAAACAGUCGAUAUCGAAAAAUCGUACAAAUCAACACGCAAGCCGUUUGGCCGUUAUCAAAAUGAGUAUGGAACGCGAAAAGGGCGAGUUCGAAGGAGCUGGAAUUGAGCUGAUUGAUUUAUGCGACCCCCAAAAAUACAAGCAAUUUAUAUCUUGGGAUGGAGACAGUAUAAAUUUGCAACAUUUUAAACUUGAUCGAAUUGGUCGCAAAUAUUUACAGAAGCUUGAUGAAAGUACUAAAAUGGAUGAAUAAAUCAAGAAAAAAAAAUACACAUUCAACUAUGCGUUUGAAACUGCUUUA
Messenger RNA from Sitodiplosis mosellana (orange wheat blossom midge), 717 nucleotides. Its product is annotated as translation machinery-associated protein 16 homolog. Gene Ontology annotation, cellular component: nucleus. The coding region runs from base 139 to 669 and encodes 176 amino acids. The record is from RefSeq and is a predicted model, not a curated record. NCBI's taxonomy places the organism in Eukaryota, Metazoa, Arthropoda, Insecta, Diptera, Cecidomyiidae. The transcript has 5 exons.